Papilio machaon (common yellow swallowtail) is the source of this 2504-nucleotide messenger RNA. It is a transcript of the gene ltl, whose product is annotated as leucine-rich repeat-containing G-protein coupled receptor 4. Bases 165 to 2150 code for a protein of 661 amino acids. NCBI's taxonomy places the organism in Eukaryota, Metazoa, Arthropoda, Insecta, Lepidoptera, Papilionidae. Gene Ontology annotation, molecular function: protein binding. The record is from RefSeq and is a predicted model, not a curated record. Gene Ontology annotation, cellular component: extracellular matrix. The transcript is spliced from 8 exons.
UCGGGAGCGGGCCUGGGGAGUGGUGGUAGUGGUUGGUCGGGGGGUGGGUCCGGAGGGCGCGCGGCCGGUGCAGAGUAUAGCCGGCGGUCAUAUCGGACUAUCGGUACAUUAGUGUUUGCCGCUGGAGUCGGCAGUCGCGCGUGCAAACUCGGCCGGCACGCACGAUGCUCGCGCACCCACACGCGCUAGCCGCCGCGCUCCUCUGCGUCCUCGCCGGUCAGAUCGGCGCCGGCGCCAGCCUGCACUGCGCCAUGCGCCGGGAGAUUUCGCCCUGUACCUGCCGCCGCGAAGACAGCGGCACCGGCGCCGUCGUCGUCGUUUGUCAGCGCAUCGCCACCUAUCAGGACAUCGCUCGCGCCCUCGCGAACAAGUUUAGCCCUGAGACCAAAAUCGGCCUCGACAUCUCCUACUCCCAGCUGCCAGACUUCGAGCAGCACAGCUUUCGUGAGCUCGGCCUUUCCAUCACCAGGCUCAAACUUAACUUCGACAAUUUGAGCGAACUGAAGGAGAGUGUGUUUACGAAACUAGACCUAGUGGAUUACUUCAGUUUGGCAGACAAUCUGCUGACCGAAAUGCCGCGGCAUGUCUUGCGGCAUCUGCCACAUGUGAAGACGUUCGACCUCUGUAGGAAUAAAAUCACAAAACUAUCCGAAGAAGAUUUUAAAGAUAUACAAGAAGUAGAGCAUCUUGUUGUAGCUGACAAUCAGAUAUCAAAGAUAGAGAGACAUGCGUUGCCUAAGGCGUUGAAACACGUUCACUUGGGUAUAAACAAACUUAGUACAUUGAAUGGAGCAUUAAGAGAAUUAGACGAUUUGGAAUGGAUUUUCAUUAACGCAAAUAAUUUGAAGUCUAUAGAUAAUGAACUACCCGUGAAAGCCAAGAAGUUGGUACUGAUUCAUGCGGCACACAACGAGCUUACAAGUUUACCGAAGGAAAUGAAGUUAAUGACGUCACUAGAAUCUUUAUAUUUCUACGAUAACAAUAUCAAAUCUCUCGACGGUGCCUUACAAAAGGCACGGAGAUUAAUAAGGAUAGGUCUGUCCUUUAAUAAAAUUGAAUUUUUAGCGGACGAUGAAUUUGCCGAAGCGGAGAUUUUAGCUGAUCUAGACAUUGCUUACAAUCAACUAAAAUCAUUAAAUGGUUCCUUACGACAUCUUAAGUCUUUACGUUACUUGAAUCUAACACACAAUAUGCUUACUGAAUUCUCUUUGCUUGAAAUUAAAGGACUGAAACGACUCUCAGUAAUCGAUUUGUCGCAUAAUAAAAUAAGCCAUAUUGUUGGAAAUAUGGAUAAUCUAGUGGAUGUUGAAACAAUGGUGUUAGAACUACGCCUAGACCACAAUCAUAUUUCAAAUCUAGAUGGAGCUUUAAUGGGUGUACACGGUCUAUUACGACUUAACUUAAGUAAUAAUCAAAUUAACCAGAUUUCAGCGGACGAUCUACUUGGUUUGGAAGAUUUAAAACUCUUAGAUGUAUCGCACAAUCAAAUAACAUCACUUGAAGAAACAUCAAAGACAUUUUUACCAUCAUUGGAGGAAUUGAUAGCACAUCACAACAAUAUAACUGGACUACAGAAAGAUUUCCACGGCCUACCUUCGCUUUGUAUAGCUGACUUGUCCUAUAAUAAAAUUCGUUCAAUAAACUAUGAACUGGUCUCGAAGUCACGAUGUACCAUAAAUGGUGUACCCAGCGUUCUGAAGAUUUAUCUUCAAGAUAACCCAGUAAUAUGCGACGAUCGGUACUACGAGUUGAUGACCGUGCUGGAGAGUCUGAACGCUCGCGUCAGUGGCGCCUCGAGCUGCGUCACUUCACAGACUGCGGCGCCGAUAUUAAUGAGGGCGCUCAACGAUAUAGUCCCAGAAACACCUGUCAUCCUGGUGACGCGUAUGGGCGCCGGCGUCAGAGUACUGCAAGACAGUAGAGAGAAUACGGCGCCACAGCUCGCGUAUAGACGCGUCGGUCCUCUUAUCGGGCAAGUUCUACCCGAGCGCGAGGGAGGAUAUCCCGUCCUCGUGGAGCCACCGGUAACCCUGCCCCCUUCCGCUACCGAUGUUGUCAAGUGGCCGGACCAAAGUGCUUUACUCGAGAACCACCCCCACCCACUAGCAGACCAUCUCCGCCUCCGCGAUUUGAACGCUUCAUCGCACUGAACACCACAUCUCCAAGGCAUCAGCGUCCAAACGGUGCCCCCCUACGGAGUGCUUAGGAAAUAUACUGCCACACCUCAAACCGGCAGAAUGCCACAAUUCAUCGAAUUAAAUAUUCAACAGUUACCACUCUCGGUGUAAAUAAAGUACAUAAUUAUAAAUAUCGACUCGGACAAAAAUGUAUACAAAUAAAUUCAGUAAAAUGCUUUUUCAUAUUCGUGUGAUUGUGUAUCUGAAGUUUCAUUAAUUUAAUUAAUAAUUUAUUACUUUUCGUUCUAUUGGAUUUUAAAGAUAUGGCUUACUAAACGUUUGUGAAUUAAAAAAAAUAUUUAGCUUAAAUAUAACUCCGCACUCUUC